Messenger RNA from Mus caroli (Ryukyu mouse), 3500 nucleotides. RefSeq names its product ceramide kinase (gene Cerk). Gene Ontology annotation, molecular function: ceramide kinase activity. NCBI's taxonomy places the organism in Eukaryota, Metazoa, Chordata, Mammalia, Rodentia, Muridae. The record is from RefSeq and is a predicted model, not a curated record. Gene Ontology annotation, biological process: ceramide metabolic process; phosphorylation.
UAGACCCACAACCAUCCACACAUCCAGUUUCCACUCCCCUGGAAGGUAACCCCUGUCCUCUCCCUCCUAGCCUUUCUUUGCCUACUGGGACUAACCUGCAGGACUCUUGCUAGCCGCCAGGAGACCAAGACCUAAAAAGAGACGGAUGCCCAAGGUCAAAUCGCGCGUGGGCGCACACCAGCAGUUCCACGGCCUCCCAUCGCCUGCCCAGGACCGCCCGGGCAACAUUUCUGCGCUGCUGGGACUCCGCCCGUCCCUUUGCAGCCCUCCCUACCCCGUCGCUCGUGCAGACCCAGCAGAACCCAGGGGCAGCCAGAGCGACAGACUAGUGUCUUUCAGGGCACCCGGCCGCUCCGACCGCCCUCCCCACAGCCAGGUCCCUCAGUCCCCUCCUCUGACCCCUCCCUCCCGUUCCUUCCUAGGCCUUUUCUGCUCCUCAUCCUAGGCUCCCUCGACCUCUCUGUUUCUGAUUCUUCUCUGGUCCCAAGUCUAGCUUCUCCUGUCCUCACCCUGGUCGCCUCCUCCCGGGUCCCCGCCACCCUCUCUGCGUACCCGGUGACGCAGCGCCGCCUCCCGCUCCCGCCUCCCCGCGCCACCGCCGGGCAGACUGCAGGGGCCGCUAACGGUCCCGCGCCCCCCCGGCGUCCGCGCGCCCCGCGCCCGGCGGACGAGGCCGCGCCGGCGGCGAUGGGGGCGAUGGGGGCGGCGGAGCCGCUGCACUCCGUGCUGUGGGUGAAACGGCGACGCUGUGCCGUCAGCCUGGAGCCCGCGCGGGCUCUGCUACGCUGGUGGCGGAGCCCGGAGUCCGGGCCCUCCGCGCCGGGUGCCGAUGCCCGCUCCGUACUGGUGUCGGAGAUCAUCGCUGUUGAGGAAAAAGACGACUGCGAGAAACAUGCCUCCAGUGGCCGAUGGCAUAAAAUGGAAAAUCCGUUCGCAUUCACAGUCCACCGUGUGAAGCGAGUACGACAUCACCGCUGGAAGUGGGCACGGGUGACCUUCUGGAGCGCCGACGAGCAGCUGUGUCACCUGUGGCUGCAGACCCUCCGUGGGCUGCUGGAGAGCCUGACUUCAAGACCGAAGCACUUGCUGGUAUUCAUCAACCCUUUCGGAGGGAAAGGUCAGGGCAAGCGAAUCUAUGAAAAAACAGUGGCGCCUCUGUUUACCUUGGCUUCCAUCACCACGGAGAUCAUCAUUACUGAGCAUGCCAACCAAGCCAAGGAGACUUUAUACGAGAUCAACACAGACAGCUAUGAUGGCAUCGUGUGCGUAGGUGGGGAUGGCAUGUUCAGCGAGGUGCUGCAUGGGGUGAUUGGGAGGACGCAGCGGAGCGCUGGUAUCGACCCCAAUCACCCCCGAGCCGUGCUGGUGCCCAGUACCCUCAGGAUCGGCAUCAUACCCGCAGGGUCCACAGAUUGUGUGUGUUACUCAACAGUGGGCACAAACGACGCAGAGACAUCGGCUUUGCACAUCAUUAUUGGGGACUCGCUGGCAAUAGAUGUGUCCUCUGUGCACUACCAUAACACGCUGCUGCGGUACUCGGUUUCUCUGCUGGGCUAUGGUUUCUACGGGGACUUAAUCAAGGACAGCGAAAAGAAACGGUGGAUGGGCCUCGUCCGGUAUGAUUUCUCAGGGUUGAAGACCUUUCUCUCUCAUCAGUACUAUGAAGGGACACUGUCCUUCCUGCCAGCACAGCACACGGUGGGAUCCCCACGGGACAAUAAACCCUGCCGGGCUGGGUGCUUCGUGUGCAGGCAGAGCAAGCAACAGCUGGAAGAAGAAGAGAAGAAAGCCCUGUAUGGCCUGGAGAACGCUGAGGAAGUGGAAGAGUGGCAAGUGACAUGUGGGAAGUUCCUGGCCAUCAAUGCCACCAACAUGUCCUGUGCUUGUCCUCGGAGCCCUGGGGGCCUGUCCCCAUUUGCCCAUCUGGGAGAUGGGUCUUCUGACCUCAUCCUUAUCCGGAAGUGCUCCAGGUUCAACUUCCUGAGAUUCCUCAUCCGGCACACGAACCAGGAGGACCAGUUCAACUUCACUUUCGUUGAAGUUUAUCGAGUCAAGAAAUUCCACUUCACGUCGAAGCACGUGGAAGAUGAGGACAAUGACUUGAAGGAACAAGAGAAGCAGAAGUUUGGGAAGAUCUGCAAGGACAGACCCUCUUGCGCCUGCUCAACCUCCAGAAGCUCCUGGAACUGCGACGGGGAGGUCAUGCACAGCCCCGCCAUUGAGGUCAGGGUCCACUGCCAGCUGGUGCGCCUCUUUGCUCGGGGAAUCGAGGAAGAGUCAUAAGCAAGAACUCCAAAGCCCAGGAGCUGUCGGCCUUGAGCUCGGGGAGUGUGGAAAUUACUUAAGAAAAAUUCGACAGACCAGUUAUGUUGAUAUAUCCAUUUGAAUUUAGAAAUUUAUUUUUGAUAGGUAAAUCUUGGUUUUUUAGAAAAGACAGCUUUGUCAACAGUUCUGUGUCCAUACCUGGUACCCUUGGCCCCGCUUCCGAGUCUCUUUUCACUUCUUCUCAGCAAAUGGCACUUGCUGGUUCGGGGCAUUGGCUUCCUAGAUUUUAGCCAUGCCGACUGUGCAUAUUUCAAGACGGCCCCUUAGUGGGCUACACUGCAAUAAUUUUUAGGGACAUUAUAAUAUGACUACAUCCCAGGAAUCAGGUUACACCAUCUGGUCACAUGGGUAAUGACCCGGUCACCUUGACCCCUUUGGUGGGACUUCCUCUGGAAUUGUCAGUGACCAGGUUUGGGAAGGUAAAUAGUUGUCUUGGCCUUCGCUUUACACACACCUUCAUUUACGAUCAGGACGUCGCUACGUGACCCUUGCUGCACACCACAACUAACUCAGUGAGGUCCUCCGCACAGCCACACCUGCAGAGCAGGGCCAUGUCACUGCGAGAAGACACCUGGGGUGACGUUUCAUCCUCAGGAUCCCCACAUCUGCUGCCAUCACAGCCGCAUCCCGUGAGACAAUUCAGCAAAGCGCCCACUUGGAAGCUUCAUUCUGUCAGCCCUGGUAGCCUGCACACCCUGGCCAAGGCAGUCUGAAGCACUGACUAAGAGGAGGCUCCAUUUGGAAUCAAAGCACUUCCACAGCUGGGUUUUGAAGGAGGUAGGGGGUGGCGGGGACAGAGAGUAACUGACACACACAGAGGGUACUCGGUGAGUUCGAUACCACCCUCAACCUGACUGUCACCAGCGAAUGGUGGGUGAUCUCAGGUCCCCCCCCAGGUACUCUGGUGCAAGCCUUAUGUCUACUCCUGGGUCCACAUCCAUUCUUCCCGCACUGUGGAUUCUGGUCUUAUUCAUAGCUUUCUCCCUGUUCAUCACGUCUUGGCUAUUUGCUCUGUCUCCACAAGGGGGCGCUAAGCUGCUCUGGCUGAAGCCCUGGGCGCAUGACCAGUUUUCCUCUGAAGGCAUUCCCGACCCAGGGGCUUCUCGGCCACAUACUAUGACCUGUGCUGUGUCUCCAGAUGGAUGCAUCUGAAAUGUGUAUAAAAGGGUUUUAUG